Erigeron canadensis is the source of this 1766-nucleotide messenger RNA. Its product is annotated as transcription factor E2FA. The transcript is spliced from 14 exons. The coding region runs from base 57 to 1466 and encodes 469 amino acids. Gene Ontology annotation, biological process: regulation of transcription by RNA polymerase II. NCBI's taxonomy places the organism in Eukaryota, Viridiplantae, Streptophyta, Magnoliopsida, Asterales, Asteraceae. Gene Ontology annotation, molecular function: protein dimerization activity; DNA-binding transcription factor activity, RNA polymerase II-specific; RNA polymerase II cis-regulatory region sequence-specific DNA binding. The record is from RefSeq and is a predicted model, not a curated record. Gene Ontology annotation, cellular component: RNA polymerase II transcription regulator complex.
UAUAUACAUACGCAAUCAUAUUUCUAUAUAUAUAAUUAUAUAAAGUGUAUAAAUAAAUGUCUGAAGCUCGAGCACCGAAUCGGCAGGCGGCGCAACCACCGCCGGUCACCGGAGGCGGCGCCGGCGUUGGUGGAGGACAGAUCUUAAGUCCGAUGAGACGUCACUUACCGUUUUCAUCGACUAAACCGCCGUUUAUUCCUUCCGAUGAUUAUCACCGUUUUCCGUACGCUAACGAUGGCGGUACUACGACCGAUCAACAGCCUGAAGCAAUUAUAGUUAAAUCUCCGCAACCAGUGAAGCGAAAAAUCGGAACGAGUUAUAGUGAAGUUCCAACAAAUGAAUGGGCAAGUGUUGGUUACACUGCUACGAUUAACAGUCCCCUUCAUACUCCUGUAUCAGUAAAAGGUGGGAAGGUAAAUGGUCGUGCAAAGGUCACAAAAAACAACAAAGCUCCUCCGCAGACCCCUACUUCAAAUGCCGGUUCACCUUCCCCGCUUACUCCCGUUGGCAGCUGCCGGUAUGACAGUUCACUAGGCCUAUUAACAAAAAAGUUCAUCAACCUCAUCAAACAAGCUGAAGAUGGCACUCUUGAUUUGAAUAAUGCUGCUGAUACUUUGGAGGUGCAGAAGAGACGGAUAUAUGACAUAACAAAUGUUCUUGAAGGAAUUGGUUUAAUCGAAAAGAAGCUAAAAAAUAGGAUCAGAUGGAAAGGUCUUGAUGCUUCAAAACCCGGGGAGUUUGAGGAAGAUAUUAAUCUAUUACAGUCGGAAGUCCAAAAACUUUCAUUGGAAGAACAUAGAUUAGAUGAAAGCAUAAGCGAAAUGCAGGAAAAAAUGAGGGACCUGAGCGAGGAUAAUAGCAAUCAAAAAUGGCUUUUUGUUACUGAAGAUGACAUAAAAGGUCUACCAUGCUUCCAGAAUGAAACCUUAAUAGCAAUUAAGGCUCCUCAUGGGACCACUCUUGAAGUCCCAGACCCUGAUGAGGCUGUUGAUUAUCCACAAAGGAGGUAUAGGAUAAUUCUUAGAAGCACGAUGGGCCCUAUCGAUGUAUAUCUUGUCAGUCAAUUCGAAGAGAAGUUUGAGGAUGCUGAUAGUGGCGAACAACCAAUGACAGCACCGGUUGCAACUAAUUCUGGCUCUGAUUGUAAUCCAAAGGUGACUACUGAACCACAUGGUCCACAUCCACAACAUGUUAAUAGUAUGAACUCCGAUCCUAAUUUACCUGAAGGUUCGCCUAGCAGGAUCAUGAGGAUAGUUCCUUCAGAAGUUGAUAAUGAUGCAGACUAUUGGCUUCUAUCAGACCGAGAAGUUCCUCUGACAGAUAUGUGGAACACAGAGUUACCCGGAAUCCAGUGGGAUGGUGUUGACUUACUUAGUGAAGAGUUCGGGUUGGCAGAAGUUGGGACACCAAGACCAACUACCCCAUCUGGUCAGGCUGAUGCAACCUCUAACGGUGCACCAAGGUGAGCUACAUACAACAAUAAACAUCAAAACAGUCAACUAAAUCAGCCGGGAAAUGUGGUUUUCAUAUUGAAGACCCAUCUUAGAUUGCCAGGCGGAUACAAUGAGAGAGAAGGGAAAUCCAGGUAGGAAGGAGGUUUAUUGUACAGUAGAAGAAAAUUCCGUUGGAGCUGGUUGGGAAUAAAACUUGAUUAUGUUUUUGUUCUAUACCAACAAUCUCCUUGCAAUAGUUGUAACUUGUACUUGUAUUUUCAUUUUUUAAUUAACUUUUAAUUAUAAUAGUAAUGAAUGUGGUUGCUAAUUUUA